Cajanus cajan (pigeon pea) is the source of this 632-nucleotide messenger RNA. RefSeq lists its product as uncharacterized. NCBI's taxonomy places the organism in Eukaryota, Viridiplantae, Streptophyta, Magnoliopsida, Fabales, Fabaceae. The record is from RefSeq and is a predicted model, not a curated record.
CAUAAGAACUAGUGCAGAUGAAAUGGCUGCUCCUGUUGCUAUAGGGACAAGGGGCACUAUUGGAUCUCUAGUGAGGAAGGAAAUUGAAUACUUCACAAAGAUUGAGUUGGAAAGAAGAGGAAGUUCACAAAAACCACAGCAACACUUUGUGGAAAUGGACAUGGUUUCUGGCAGAAGCUAUUGCAUGUCUAGGCCUAGUUUCUGGGUGUUGCUAACAACUUGGAAGAGGAGGAAGAGAAGAGGCACAAGUGGGUUCCUCCCAAAAAUAUGUUCCGUUGCAGAUGUAGCUGAGAGUGAGAGGAAUCAGUUGAACAGGAUUCCUGGUUACAGCUACAGGAUCCUCAAGAUUCAAGAAUGAUAUCAACAACUUGAGUUAGUCUGCACAGCUUUUUGAGGGGAACCAAAACUUGCAACAUAUUCAUUUUAUGCUACAUGUUAUGUUGCCUGACUCAGGCAACUUUUAAUUUUGGGCUCAUGUUUUUCAUUUUCUGUCAUAUCCUGUGUUUCAUAUGCCUAUAGUAAGUACUGCUGGUUUUUCAGAUCUCAGAUUCAGUUUAAAAUUAUUGUUAUAAUCAAGGUUUUAAAAAACGGUUUAUAAUUGUAAUUUAUCGGAUGCAACAUCAAGAUUUUUG